Messenger RNA from Castor canadensis (American beaver), 1672 nucleotides. The record is from RefSeq and is a predicted model, not a curated record. NCBI's taxonomy places the organism in Eukaryota, Metazoa, Chordata, Mammalia, Rodentia, Castoridae.
AUGGAGAAUGAAUACGGAGUUGCAGGUGGGAGGCUUGAGGAAUUCUGCCUGGGCUCAGCCUUGCAACAUUGGUUGCCUCCUGUGUACACCAUGUUGACUGAGGGCAUCUACCGAACCGAAAGGGAUAAAGGCACUUUGUAUGAGCUCACCUUCAAAGGGGACCACAGACAUGAAUUCAAACGACUUGUCUUGUUUCGGCCUUUUGGCCCUAUCAUGAAAGUGAAAAAAGAAAACCUCAACAUGGCCAACACGCUUAUCAACGUUAUCGUGCCCCUGGCAAAAAGGGUGGACAAGUUCCGGCAGUUCAUGCAGAAUUUCAGGGAGAUGUGCAUCCAGCAGGACGGGAGAAUUCAUCUCACCGUCGUUUACUUUGGGAAAGAAGAAAUGAAUGAAGUGAAAGGAAUACUUGAAAACACUUCCAAAGCAGCGAACUUCAGAAACUUCACCUUCAUCCAACUGAACGGAGAGUUUUCCCGGGGAAAGGGACUCGAUGUCGGAGCCCGCUUCUGGACAGGAAGCAAUGUCCUUCUGUUUUUCUGUGAUGUGGACAUCUACUUCACCUCUGAGUUCCUCAACACUUGCCGGUUAAACACACAGCCAGGGAAGAAGGUGUUUUAUCCAGUCCUCUUCAGCCAGUACAACCCUGGCAUCAUCUAUGGCCAUCAAGACGCAGUCCCUCCCCUGGAACAGCAGCUGGUCAUAAAGAAGGAGACUGGGUUUUGGAGGGACUUCGGAUUUGGUAUGACUUGUCAGUAUCGGUCAGACUUCAUCAACAUAGGUGGGUUUGACUUGGACAUCAAAGGCUGGGGUGGAGAGGACGUGCACCUGUACCGCAAGUAUCUCCACAGCAACCUCGUAGUGGUGCGGACGCCUGUGCGGGGACUUUUCCACCUCUGGCACGAGAAACGCUGUCUGGACGAGCUGACUGCAGAGCAGUAUAAGAUGUGCAUGCAAUCCAAGGCCAUGAAUGAGGCAUCCCACGGGCAGCUGGGAAUGCUGGUCUUCCGGCACGAGAUAGAGGCUCACCUUCGCAAGCAGAAACAGAAGACAAGCAGCAAGAAAACAUGAACGCCCAGGGAUGAAUCUGGGGAGCCAUUUCAUGUUUUUAAACUUCUGCAAUUACUGCAAAAGUGGUUGCAACGAGAAACAGAUUUCCAUAAAGGACAGAAGAGGAAUCUGACUGAUUAAAAGAGACCAGAGAGAGCCUCCAGUUUCUCUGUGUUUGGCUUUUUGCAAUGGGAAUGAAAAGCUCCACGUGGCUUACAAAUGUGGUCCAGAUGAACCCCAAGAAGUGUCUGACAAAGGCAGGAUGACUGGGAGGUGACAGACCUAAUAGUGUGGAGGUUUUGAUUGUGUUUACAACAAAAUGAGAUCUGUUGUUUAUGGUCACUGAAGAAUUCGUGAAUUAAGACCAGUUUUAUAAAAAGUUCAUCAGCACGAAAGGCGAGUACAUUUCUGUUCCUCUGAAUGAUUGUGUCAGUAGAGAGCUAAGCCUCCAGAAGUGCUAAAAUAUCAGAGGACAACAGAGGAGGCCUGUGAACACAGAGCUGUACUGUCAUGACCCUCAUGAGAAUUGUAAGCAAAAUCAAACAGACUGAAAACAAACCGUAAAUAUUGUGUCAUUUCCCCCCAAAUUAAUGCAAAGUAAUCUUCUCACCUUUUUGGUUGUCUU